Messenger RNA from Lachancea lanzarotensis, 3126 nucleotides. RefSeq names its product LALA0S13e02036g1_1 (gene PEX6). Gene Ontology annotation, cellular component: cytosol; peroxisomal membrane. The transcript has a single exon. Lineage: Eukaryota; Fungi; Ascomycota; Saccharomycetes; Saccharomycetales; Saccharomycetaceae. Bases 1 to 3126 code for a protein of 1041 amino acids. Gene Ontology annotation, biological process: protein import into peroxisome matrix. Gene Ontology annotation, molecular function: ATP hydrolysis activity; ATP binding. The record is from RefSeq and is a predicted model, not a curated record.
AUGCUACAACUGACAACAACCGAAUCGAUCAAAGCCCGUGUCAGCUUUAGAUUCGAUGCCACAAUCGAUGGUUCUAUCUCUAGUAGCAUUUUCGAACAGUUGAAAACAACGGCUGGAACAGACUCGAGUCAAAAAGAUCUUCAAGUGGAUACAAUAUACGUGAGUGUUUUGAUUGCUGGUUAUGAAAAGUACCAGAGAUCUAAAUUGGUGCGCUGUAAAGUAAAUGCAGACCUAAAGGCAGAAUGGAUAGAACUGCCGUCCAAACUGUUUGGUGUCCCAAAAGAUCAGCCAACGGUAGACGUUUGUGAAAUUUGGCCCUUUACAGAUACAAUUCCAGUACUACAUAAUCUUGUCAUUUCUACACAACCUGCUCUUUACGAUCGACUGUUAGAGCUGGAUGACCCUCGAGACAGACUUCGAUUUGUGAUAUUAAAAGCUGGGAUUGGUGAGGCCUCAGUAAUACACCUUGGAGACGAAUUGCUGGAGCACUGGUGCACCGUCUUGGACUGUGGGCAACACUACCAAGGAAAAAUCGAUCAAGAAAGUACCAAGAUUCUGUUUGUAAAGGGAGAGCGUCUACAAAAUGGUCUUGCUGAACUUCAUUCCGAUAAGACCGCGGAUGUGAAGCUUCUUCAAAGCGAAGUGCUGGAACUACCACUCAAGGCGCUUUCCGCUCCAGCUCAUCCGGAUUUACUGCGACCAAACUGCUCAGAACACGAAGAUGAGUCGCUGUUUGUAUUUGGAGACGCAUCCACGAUGAUGGCGCUUGGUCUUAGUAGCGGCUCCUAUGUUACUUUGAGCCAUAAAACCAAAACUAAAGUUGCAAAGGCAAUGGUUUUUUUGGCACCUCACAACUUUCAGCCAGGUACCAUAUAUGCAGGUCCGCGUGUCAUGGCGCUGUUUAAAAAUGUGGAAAGCAUCAGCCUCGAAAGAUGUGUGUUUUCAGCUAAAGAUAUUCCAGUGGCUUCGUCUGUCGCCUUGACCAGAGUCGGAUCAUGGAACAACUGUCAGAGAAUCUACGAAAAUGUGAUAUCCAAAAACUUGACGAGCUUUCUGACACAGCGACAGCGGAUUCUGAAAGUUGGAGAUCUCCUUCCUAUAACUUUUGAUUCCAAGUUAUCGCCUUUUUACUCAGACAGUUUCAUAGAAAUUGAUUUGACAGGUCAGCCCGACUCUAUGGUUUGGUUUCGGGUUGAAACUGUUGAACUCGAAGAAAAUUCGCUAUAUGCUGGUGAAUGUACAAUUGAUAGUAAGAAAACGACGCUUUUAACACAAAAUUUGAUCUCAGAUCUUCCUCUGUCAUUGUCACAGUGCAAUUACCUGACCUAUUAUGAUCUUCCAUCUGUUUUUGGUUACAACUGCUCGGACUUUGACUACUAUAAACGGUUCAGCGACAUUGUAAAAGUGAGUAGGAAACUCCAAGAUCAAGGGAGAUCGCGUCCAAUUGCGAUUAUUCUUCACUCCAGCACUGGAGGUGUAGGAAAAGGCAGUUUAGUGAGAUCCGCUGCGCAACACCAAGGUCUGCAUCUUAUUGAGCUGGACUGUCUCUCCAUCAAUUCUGCACAAGGCUCUGCUGAGGCCAUGAAGAAAACGAUUGGCUAUAUCAGAGCCAAGCUUGAGCCCCUGCUACCGUUUGUGAAACCUUCCAUGGUGUUUUUGCCUCAUUUAGAUUCACUUGUUCAGAAAGAAGAUGAACAACAAGAUCCCAAUAGUUCAAGGUUAAACAGAUAUUUAGCCCUUGAACUAGCAUCGCUGAUUGAUCAUUGUACAUCUCAAGGUGCAGUAUUCAUUGGUUCCGUACAUGAGAUCAGCGGCCUACCGGAAGCUGUUCUAUCGAAGGCUCAAUUCUGCAUCGAGGUUCCUGUACCUACGGAGGCUCAGAGAGUGCGCAUUUUUCAGUGGUAUUUGGAUGAUUACCAAUUAAACUAUUGCACAGGCGAGCUAACGCGCUUUACGCUGGACAGUAACGUUUCUUUAGCCAAACUAUCACAGCGAUCAGCAGGUCUAUCUCCGUGUGAUAUAAAGUCAGUCGUGCUAGCCGCAAAGUCAUCAGCGUUAGAUUAUGCCAUCUUGAAGAAAGACUGCAGAGAAAAGUAUUGUUUACAGGGCCAUGUUUUGGCUAUUAGUGAAAGCGAGCUUUUAUCUGCGAUUGAAUCGGCGCGAGAGGAGUUUGCCGACUCGAUCGGCGCUCCCAAAAUACCCAACGUCUUAUGGGCCGACAUUGGGGGUAUGAACCUGGUAAAAGGCGAUAUUAUGGAUACCAUAGACUUACCAUUAAGACACCCUGAAAUGUUCAGCUCUGGUUUGAAGAAAAGAAGCGGAAUAUUGUUUUACGGCCCUCCUGGGACGGGAAAAACGUUACUCGCCAAAGCGAUUGCUACCAAUUUUUCACUUAACUUCUUCAGUGUUAAGGGACCAGAGCUGUUGAACAUGUACAUUGGAGAAUCGGAGGCAAAUGUUCGUCGAGUUUUCCAGAAAGCCAGAGAUGCCAAACCUUGUGUUAUAUUUUUUGAUGAACUUGAUUCUGUUGCUCCGAAACGUGGCAAUCAGGGUGAUUCAGGUGGUGUGAUGGACCGUAUAGUCUCUCAGCUACUUGCCGAACUUGACGGUAUGAGUACAGGCGGAGACGGUGUGUUUGUCAUUGGAGCCACAAACAGACCCGAUUUGCUAGAUGAAGCUCUCCUAAGACCCGGAAGGUUCGAUAAACUGCUAUAUCUGGGGAUACCUGACACCAAUGCAAAACAAUUGAAUGUUCUGCUAGCCCUGAGUAGGAAGUUUACGCUGGACAAAGGCGUGGAUUUGGCGCGUGUGGCCGAAAUUUGUCCAUUCAACUAUACAGGCGCCGAUUUUUACGCCCUAUGCUCGGACGCGAUGUUGAAUGCAAUGACGAGAACAUCACGGCUUGUGGAUGAAAAGGUAAGGGCUUAUUGCAAACAAACGCAGAGACAGAUUUCUACACGUUACUGGUUUGACAACGUAGCUGCAGAAGAGGACUCGAAUGUGAUAGUGCAGAUGGACGAUUAUUUGAAGGCACAAGAGAAUCUAGCGCCCAGUGUAUCAACUGAGGAGCUUGCACAUUACCUGAGAGUGAAGUCUAAUUUCGAAGGAUCGGAUCUACGGUCGUAA